This is a messenger RNA of Hevea brasiliensis (rubber tree), 910 nucleotides long. RefSeq lists its product as uncharacterized. Gene Ontology annotation, biological process: innate immune response. Gene Ontology annotation, molecular function: transmembrane receptor protein kinase activity. The transcript has a single exon. NCBI's taxonomy places the organism in Eukaryota, Viridiplantae, Streptophyta, Magnoliopsida, Malpighiales, Euphorbiaceae. The record is from RefSeq and is a predicted model, not a curated record. Bases 238 to 903 code for a protein of 221 amino acids.
CAUAUAAUCUAGAGAAUAAUAAACUAAAGAAUAUAAAAUCUCCUUGUUAGAAUCUUUAGGAAAAGCAGACAGUUCCCAUAUGAAAAGUGUCAAACUAGAACAAAUUAGUAUUUAGUGUUUCAUUAGAAGAUAACAAACACAUGAUAACAAGACAACAAACUGUCAUUGCUAACUCCAAUAUUUCAUUAUACCCUUUCCUCUGUUUCCUCAUUGGAAAAAUUCCCAUGCCCUGUAACUAUGGCUUCUCAUAAUCUCCUUCCAACUCUCCUCACUUUGCUGUUAUCUCUUCGAACGAGAGCAUUUGCCCCUGAAAUCUCCACUGAGGAGAAAGGCAAGUACCCUUUUGCUUGUGAUGGACAUGCCAAGAAGUGUAAUGCCUCCCUGUACCAUAUCAACAAAGGUCUGCAGAUGGAACAAGUUGCUUAUUUUUAUUCUGUCAAUUUAACCCAGAUCAGUCCCACUCUGCACAGGAACACACAAGACUAUCUAGUAACAGUACCUUGCUAUUGUGAAACUGUCAAUGGCACCACAGGAUACUUCUAUGAUGCACCCUAUACAGUGAGAGAAAAUGACACAUUCCAGAAUGUUUCAAAUCAGAUUUAUAGCGGACAAGCUUGGGAAGUUGGAGAUGAAGAAGAUACGUUUAAGACAGGAAAUAAAGUUCCCAUGCAUCUAUUGUGUGGGUGUAUAGAAAUUGAUUCCCAAAUUGUGGUAACAUACAGUGUUCAAAAACAAGACACAUUAUUAGAUAUUGCUAGCAGGCUAUCAUCUACUACAAGUGGCAUACUGAGUAUGAAUGGUUUUAUGAAUGGAGAUCCAAGCUUCAUAAAAGAGGAUUGGGUGCUGUAUAUUCCGAAAGAGAUAAAUGGCAUUCCAACAUCACCGUCAAAGAUAGGUGAGUAGGAGCUGA